CGCCGUUAAGGAGCAAGAAGAGGCUUAUAAAACUGCUGGAAAUUAUUAGGCUUUUCCCGAGAUCCUUCUUUCUUCAUGCUGGCGAGUGUGCUUUCUUCUGCGAAAAUCAAUGGCGGUUGCGGCGCUUGUUUGUGAUUUCAAGCUCACUUUGGCUUUGGAUCUGAAUCUCUCUCUUUAAACAUUUAUGCGUCUGAAAUUCUGGUUUCUUUUCUCUGACGCAUGAAGGUGGUGAAGUUUUUCGCUGCAAAUACAUGGUGAUCGAGCUGGUGAGUGCUUGUUCUCAUUGUUUCAGGUGUGGAUUUUGAUGUAAAGUGAUUGAGAACAAAAUGCAGUGAAAAAAUGCCUUUUCUUCCGAUAUCAAUCGAAACUUGAGAAAAAUGGAGGAAGAUUGUUGUGUUUCUUUUUGAAGAGCUUCUCAUGAUGUUAAAUCAGUAGAAAGAAGUGGAAGCGAUCUAAGUUUCAGAGAUUAAUGGUGUUUCACGGGAACGAGAUGAGCAAUAUUUGAUCUGUCGAUUUACAUUGAGAGCUUUGAUUCGUGGAUACUGCAAAUCCAUGGCGAUUGGGCAUUAAAUUUGGACAUUUUUCACCAUUUUUUGGUUUCUACUGUUUUAUCUGAUAAUUUAGUGGCCGCCUGCAAUUUUUAUUGGAAAAGGAGGCGACAGCUACGACAAAAACAACUGGUACUGGAUUUGGACAGUUAUUAAUGGCGUCUUCUCUUUUAUCAAUCAAUUUCGCUCUCUUUGAUUUAUCUGUGAAACUCGUCUUCUUUUGCUCUGAUUAUUGCUGACUUCGAAUCUUAUUUUCCUGCAAAAGGAAAAGGACAAAAGUAAAAGCAGAAAUACUCGUGAAAGUCCAUCAGUUCGUCCUGGGAAAUUGAAUGCCUCGUAGAAAAUUCUCAGUGUUCAAGGUUUUACUCUAGAGAGGGACUCUUUCCUUUAUCUGAAGACUCUAAUGGUGAGAUGCAAGAGCAAAUGAUAAUGGUUUGAAAAAUAAACAGGGCAAUUAUGAGACACAUAUUCUUCAUCAAGUGAGAGAAAGAAAAACUAGAAAAUGGCCUUUGCGAUUACUGUAACUCAUGGCUUGAUUUUACUAUGCGAAAUUCUUCUGCUUUUGGCCUCUCUUUCUCUGACAGAAGAAGUUCCCUGCAAUUCCUCAGAUUAUAAGCUGGUCCAAAUAGCCUUCAGUUCAGUUACUGGCUUUGAUCUUGAGUUCUUAGGAAGCAAUUUCACUGUUAAUUGCAGCGAUCGAAUUCGAGAAAUUAAGCUGCCGUCGAAGAAUCUCAGAGGAAGUGUUUCAUGGAUGCAACUAAAGAACCUCACGGAGUUGAAGACACUAGACCUCUCCAACAAUUCACUUCAGGGUUCAAUUCCAGGUAGCUUCUGGUUAAUGCCUAGUGUUACUCAUCUUGAUCUCUCUGCAAAUGACUUUGGUGGUAUGGUGGGCUCUCUCAGUAAAUCUCAAAUCCCUCACUUACCUCUUCAACUCCUAAAUCUCUCUGCAAAUAGGUUCACAAACUCCUUUAAUCUCUCUAGUUUCAAAGAUCUUAGAGUCUUGGACCUUUCCAAUAACAAAAUUUCUGAAAGUGAUGUUCUCUCUCAGAUCUCUGGUCUUAGCAACCUGAUCAAGCUCUCUCUUGCUGGAAACAAUUUACAGUCAUUGCCUUCUUCAGUUAGGGCACUUUCAGGAAUCCAAUAUAUGGAUCUAUCAAACUGCAAUAUUUCAGGCUCCAUUAAACCACUUUCUAGCCUCGGUUCUCUAACCCAUCUUGACAUCUCCCAUAACUCCAUGAGUGGCUCCUUCAUAUCUGAUUUUCCUUGCAUUUCCAACCUCAAAUUCUUGAACGUCUCUGUAAACAAUUUCAGUGGUCCAAUACGUUCUGAUAUUUUCAAACGAUUUGGCGUAUCAGCCUUUAUUCAAUCUGGGAUUUGUAGUUCAGAGUUCAAUUCCACCUGUUUGCCUAACCCCCACAAAAACCAAACCCACCCAAAACCUUCAACAAAAGCCAAACCGACCACCAAUUCCAGAGCGAAAACCAAACAUAAAAGCCGAAAAGGAACCAAUAUCGCCAUUAUCGCUUCUCUAUCCUCGGCCUCAUUCAUUCUAGCUCUGGUUAUUGCUGUCACCUGCCUUUACAGAAGAAGAAGAAACGCCACCAUCAGCAAAAAGUGGGCUAUCCCGAAACCCCCAUUUACAGUGAAGAUUGAAAAAUCAGGGCCAUUCUCGUUCGAAACAGAUAGUGGAACUUGGGUUGCUGAUAUAAAGGAGCCAUCCUCAGUUGCAGUGGUGAUGUUUGAGAAGCCAUUGAUUAGCUUGACCUUCUCUGAUCUCAUCGCUGCAACAGGCCAUUUCAGUAAGGAAUCGCAGCUUGCUGAGGCGGCCAGGAGUGGGCCUCUUUACAGAGUGGUUUUGCCUGGAGAUAUGCACGUCGCCAUUAAAGUCCUGGAGAAUGCGAGAGAGAUGGAUAAUGUAGAGGCGGUGGCAAAAUUGGAGGAAUUGGGGCGCCUCAAACACCCUAAUGUCAUGCCUCUCUUGGGCUACUGCAUUGCAGGCAAAGAGAAACUAGUCCUUUACGAGUUCAUGGCCAAUGGAAACCUCCACCAAUGGCUUCAUGAGCUCCCUAGUGGUGACCCCAAUGUCGAGGACUGGAGCAUGGACACGUGGGAGCAACAGCAGCAAAUCAACUCUUCGAAUUUCCUCCCCUCCAACCCUGAAAAAAUGGGCUGGCUCACCCGUCACCGCAUCGCCGUGGGCAUAGCCCGAGGCCUUGCCUUCCUCCACCAUGCAGGCUCUCGACCCACACCUCAUGGUCGGGUUGAGCCCACAACAAUCCUUCUCGAUGAGUCCUUCGAGCCUAGGCUUGCUGGCUGUGGGCUUGGUUCACUUGGAUCUCAGGCCACUGAGUCAUCGGUUGAGGCUGAUGUGUAUGCAUUUGGGGUUGUUUUGCUUGAGCUGGUUACUGGGAUGAUGGGGUCUGAGGAGAUAGUGGCUUGGGUGAGGGGGCUGGUGAGAGCAAAGCAGGUGAUGAAGUUGAUCGAUGAGAGGCUGAAGAGGGUGGGGCCAGUGGGGGAGAUGGUGGAGUGUGUGUGGGUUGGGUAUUUGUGUACUGCUGAGGUGCCGGAGAUGCGGCCCACCAUGCAACAGGUGCUCGGCCUCCUAAAAGACAUACGCCUCGCUUCAUGAAGAUCAUCUAUAAGAGCUGUAAAGCUUCUGUUGGCACGGUUAAAAACACAGCUGAGCAUCCUUUUGCAGGUCUAGUUGUUACUUCCUUUUGAAAUUGUACAUUGAUGCGGGCGGCAUACACAGUACCUCGUAUGUAAAAUCAACUGUCCAUUUUGAAUGAAAGCUAAUCGAGACGUACCAUUCC
Messenger RNA from Amborella trichopoda, 3364 nucleotides. RefSeq names its product Leucine-rich repeat protein kinase family protein (gene MEE62). The record is from RefSeq and is a predicted model, not a curated record. NCBI's taxonomy places the organism in Eukaryota, Viridiplantae, Streptophyta, Magnoliopsida, Amborellales, Amborellaceae. Gene Ontology annotation, biological process: protein phosphorylation. Gene Ontology annotation, molecular function: ATP binding; protein tyrosine kinase activity; protein binding.